Rhea pennata is the source of this 1620-nucleotide messenger RNA. It is a transcript of the gene SLC22A6, whose product is annotated as solute carrier family 22 member 6. The record is from RefSeq and is a predicted model, not a curated record. The transcript is spliced from 10 exons. NCBI's taxonomy places the organism in Eukaryota, Metazoa, Chordata, Aves, Rheiformes, Rheidae. The coding region runs from base 4 to 1620 and encodes 538 amino acids. Gene Ontology annotation, molecular function: transmembrane transporter activity. Gene Ontology annotation, biological process: transmembrane transport. Gene Ontology annotation, cellular component: membrane.
GCCAUGACCUUCGCGGAUCUGCUGGCCCACCUGGGCGGCAUGGGCCGCUUCCAGGUGACCUACGUGGCCGCCCUGGCCCUGCCGCUCCUCAUGCUGGCCAGCCACAACCUUCUGCAGAACUUCACCGCCGGCGUCCCCGAGCACCGGUGCCGGCCCCGGCCGGGGGCCAACGGCACCGCGCCGCUCCGGGCGGCCGCCCCGGCCGACGGCCGCUGCCGCCGCUACGUGGAGCCGCGGUGGCACCUCUUGGAGGCCAACGGCACCGUGGCCAACGGCACCGAGGAGGCUCCCACCGAGCCCUGCCGCGACGGCUGGACCUACCAGGAGGGCGUCUUCGCCCACACCAUCGUCACCGAGUGGGACCUGGUGUGCGAGUCGAGGACCUUGCGGCAGGUGGCUCAGUCCAUCUACAUGGCCGGGAUCCUGCUGGGCUCCGGCGUCUUCGGGAUCCUCUCGGACAAGUUCGGGCGCCGGGCGCUGCUCAUCUGGUGCUACCUGCAGCUGGGGGUGGCGGGGACCUGCACCGCCCUGGCCCCCUCCUUCGGCCUCUACUGCCUCUGCCGCUGCCUCGCCGGCCUCGCCGUGUCCGGCGUCACCCUCAACUCGGCCUCCCUCUGCAUGGAGUGGAUCCCCACGGAGCUGCGGGCCGUGGUGGGCACCGUCAACGGCUACUGCUACACCCUGGGCCAGUUCGUGCUGGCGGCCGCAGCCUUCGGGCUCCCGCGCUGGCGCUGGCUCCAGCUCGCCGUCUCCCUCCCCUUCUACCUCUUCUUCCUCUACUCCUGGCUCUUCGUGGAAUCGGCCCGGUGGCAGGUGACGUCCGGGAGACCCGACCUGGCGCUCGAGGGGCUCCGCAAGGUCGCCCGGGUCAACGGCAGGAAGGAGGAAGGCGACAAACUGGACGUGGAGGCUCUGCGCUCGCUGCUGGGCCGGGAGGAGCCGCCGGCCGGGGCCGGCCGGGGUCUGGCCGCGCUGGCCCGGACGCCGACCAUGAGGAGCAUCUCCCGCGGCGUCGCCUUCAUCUGGUUCUCCACCAGCUUCGCCUACUACGGGCUGGCCAUGGACCUGCAGCACUUCGGGGUGGACGUCUACCUGACGCAGGUGGUCUUCGGGGCCGUGGACAUCCCGGCCAAGCUGGCCUCGGCGCUGGUCAUCACGGGUGCGGGGCGGCGGGUGGCGCAGGCCGGGGCCCUCGGCCUCGCCGGCCUCUGCAUCCUCAGCAACAGCCUCGUGCCCCAAGAGCAGCAGAUGCUGCGCAUGGUCUUCGCCGUCGUCGGGAAGGGCUCCUUGGCCGCCUCCUUCAACUGCGCCUACAUCUUCACCGGGGAGCUCUUCCCCACCGUCAUCCGGCAGACGGGCAUGGGCCUGGGGGGCACCAUGGCCCGCGUGGGCAGCAUGGUGGCCCCGCUGGUGCGCAUCACCGGCGACGUCUUCCCGGCGCUGCCCCUCGUCAUCUACGGGGCGGCUCCCGUCGUCUCGGCCGUCGCCGUCUGCUUCCUGCCCGAGACCCGCGCCACGCCGCUGCCGGAGACCGUGGAGGACGCGGAGAGGCGCCAAAAAGGGCCGUUUCCGCCCCAAAAGCAGCAGCAGCAGCACAACCCCGAUACGAGCCGGCGGUGA